Glycine soja is the source of this 3132-nucleotide messenger RNA. RefSeq names its product probable inactive leucine-rich repeat receptor-like protein kinase At3g03770. Bases 558 to 2912 code for a protein of 784 amino acids. Gene Ontology annotation, molecular function: ATP binding; protein binding; protein kinase activity. The transcript is spliced from 8 exons. The record is from RefSeq and is a predicted model, not a curated record. Lineage: Eukaryota; Viridiplantae; Streptophyta; Magnoliopsida; Fabales; Fabaceae. Gene Ontology annotation, biological process: protein phosphorylation.
AGGACUCUUCCAUAACAAAAGAGAAGAAAAAAUGGAUGAAAAAUUUCUACCUUCAUUUAUUAAUGAACUGUUUUUGUUUGUGAAAUAGUGCAGAGCAAGGUUUUAAAUAUUGGUCAUCAUCACGUUGCAGUUUCGUUGCGAUUGUUGAUAUCGCGGCAAAUUAGGACAAAUGUGGCCGAGGUCCCAGUUGUGAUCAUGGACAGUUAAAAAAAAAUCUUGAUGUUGCAACCGCAGACCGUUCUUGGUGCAGAGUGUGAGUUUUGGCACUUUCAUUUUGCUUUCUCGACCCGUGCCACCUGUUUGUCUUGGUGUGUGAAGAGAAAAAGGUGACACCUGGAAAAAAACGGUUUCUCUGUGGGUCAGCAAGUUUUGGAGAUUUGCUAUUGAUGAGUUUCUGAAUGUAUGGCAGAAGAAAUUUUGAUUUCAUUCAAUUGGGUCCACUGUGCAAGUUCUCAAGAGAAUCUGCUUGUGGAUGUGAAGGAGAACCAAACUUCAGUUCUGAACAAGAUUGUAAUCUAGAGCACGUUCUAAUAUAACAAAACCUCCCUUGUCUUAUAAUGGGAAAUAGGCUCUAUCUUUCAGUGUUUCUGGUUUUUGUAACAGUUUUACUUUCAAUCUUUCAUACAGAGCAACUGCAAUCCUCUGACUCUAAAACCCUUCUAAGAAUUCAACAGCAAUUGAACUUUCCACCAGUUUUAAGCAGCUGGAACAAAAACACAGACUUUUGCAGCACAGAUUCAACAUCUUCUCUUACUGUUGUGUGCUAUGAAGGCACCAUAACUCAGCUGCACAUAGUUGGUGAAACAAGAGCUCUACUCCUCCCUAGAAAUUUCUCAAUAGAUUCCUUUGUCAGAACACUGGUUAGGCUUCCAAGUUUGAAAGUCCUCACUUUGGUUUCUCUUGGCAUAUGGGGUCCAUUGCCGGGUAAGAUUGCUCAUCUGUCAUCACUCGAAAUAGUCAAUGUGAGUUCAAAUUUUCUGUAUGGUUCCAUCCCUUUACAGUUCUCAUUACUGUCACAUCUCCAAACACUCAUUCUAGAUGACAACAUGUUUUCUGGCCACCUUCCUGAAUGGCUGGAUUCCUUUCCAGCCCUGACUGUGCUGAGUUUGAAAAACAACUUGUUCAACAGCUCCCUCCCAGAUUCGCUAAAUAGCUUGGAGAAUCUGAGGAUUCUUUCACUUUCUCAUAACCAUUUUUAUGGACCGGUGCCUGAUUUGGGCCGUUUGGCAAAUCUUCAAGUGCUGGAAUUGGAUGAUAAUGCUUUUGGACCUCGGUUUCCACAGCUUGGUGACAAAUUGGUUACUAUAGUACUAAGAAACAAUAAGUUCAGGUCUAGUAUCCCUGAUGAAGUGAGUUCAUAUUAUCAACUUGAGAAACUUGACAUCUCAGCAAACACAUUUGUUGGCCCAUUCCAGCUAGCACUGUUAUCACUUCCUUCUAUUACUUAUGUGAACAUUUCUGGAAACAAAUUAACAGGAAUGCUUUUUGAGAAUCUGUCCUGCAAUCCUGGACUUGAAGCAGUGGAUUUAUCCUCAAAUCUUUUGACUGGGAGCUUACCAAAAUGUUUAAUGUCAAAUUCCAAUGACAGGACUGUCUUGUAUGCUAGAAAUUGUCUAGAGACAAAUCAAAAUCAGCAUGCACUGCCCUUUUGCCACACUGAAGCCAUAGCUGUGGGAAUUGUGCCUGAGGGAAAGAAGCACAAACGAGUAUCUAAGGAAGUUCUCUCCAUUGGGAUAGUAUGUGGAACUUUUGGAGGAGUAGCAAUUGUUGCACUGCUUUUCUUUAUUAUCAGAAGAGAAAGUGUCAAAAGCAAAAUCAAGAAUCCUCCAACAAAAUUAAUAUCAGAGAAUGCAGCUUCUGGAUACACCUCUAAGUUAAUCUCUGAUGCAAGGUAUAUAUCUCAAACAAUGAAGUUCGGAACAGUUGGUCUGCCUCCUUAUCGAGUUUUCUCACUAGAAGAGAUUGUAGCAGCUACAAACAACUUUGACUCAGCUUCUUUUAUGGGUGAAGGUUCUCAGGGAAAGAUGCACAGAGGUCAACUAAAGGAUGGUUUACUUGUUGCCAUUAGAAGUGUAAAAAUGAACAGAAGCUACAGCACUCAAGAUUUCAUGCAUAACAUAGAGCAGAUAUCGAAGUACAGGCAUCGUCAUUUAGUCAGUGUUCUUGGACACUGCUUUGAAUGUUAUUUGGAUGAUUCAAGUGUCAGCAGCAUAUUUGUUGUCUUUGAGUAUGUACCAAAUGGCACUCUCAAGAGCUGGAUCUCAGAUGGACACUAUAGAAAAUCCCUGACAUGGAUGCAACGCAUAGAAGCUACAAUUGGAGUAGCAAAGGGCAUCCAAUUUUUGCAUACAGGGAUUGUCCCUGGUGUAUAUUCAAACAAUCUCAAAAUAACAGAUGUUUUACUUGACCAAAAUUUUGUUGCGAAAAUCAGCAGUUAUGACCUGCCUCUGUUAUCUUACACGAGAAAGGUUGGGCAAGUUAAUCCUUCAAGUGGAUGCAGAAGUCCUAGCAUUAAGAAAAGAGUAAAACAUGAAGACAAGUCUGAUGUAUAUGAUUUUGGAGUAAUACUGCUGGAGCUCAUUCUAGGAAGGACAAUAAAGUCAAGGAAUGUGGACACUUUAAAGGAUCUGUUGCAAGCAAGCAUAACAACUAAUGGUGAAGCUAGGAGGAGCAUUAUAGAUCCAGCAGUUCGCAAGGCGUGCUUGGAUCAAUCAUUGAAGACAAUGAUGGAGAUUUGUGUGAGAUGCCUAGUCAAAGAGCAAGCAGAGAGGCCAUCCAUAGAGGAUGUUUUGUGGAAUUUGCAGUUUGCAGCUCAAGUCCAAGAUGCAUGGAGAGGGGACUCUCAAAGUAGUAGUAGUAGUGACGGUUCUCCCAUCUCACCUUUAGCAUCUCGACCAUUGAACUUCCAUUAGUGUCAAUACAAGGGUUUUCACUUUUUGGUUUUGAUAUAUAUGCCUGUAAGGCUAAUGUUCAGUUGUUUACAUAAUGUGAGUUUUUUUUUUAUCCGUGAAUUGAACACGGUAUCAAGACACUCACACACCCUAUUUAACUAAGUGAACUAGACUCCCUUGGUUACAAAAUGUGAGUUUCCAAUUUACAGCAUCAUAAUAGUAUAAGACUAUAAGUUCUUGU